Messenger RNA from Penicillium malachiteum, 828 nucleotides. RefSeq lists its product as uncharacterized. NCBI's taxonomy places the organism in Eukaryota, Fungi, Ascomycota, Eurotiomycetes, Eurotiales, Aspergillaceae. The transcript is spliced from 2 exons. The record is from RefSeq and is a predicted model, not a curated record. Bases 1 to 828 code for a protein of 275 amino acids.
AUGAUGCUCUCGCUUCGACCACCAUAUCUCAUUUUGUUCGCGCUGGUUCUGCUUAUCAUCAAACCUGCGACAUCCCAUCCUGUCCGAAGCUCCAAAUGGACCGAAACAACUCGGCUCGAAGAAUAUGAAGCGCGGGAACAUGGGAAUUACCAUGACAAGACAGACCAGGAUCCCUUCCCAGUGGGUACCCUGCUGGGAUCGGAUAAGUUUAAACGUGAUACUCUUCUGAGAAAACCACCGGGCGUUGUGCUAGUUCCUGGUGGUCGAUCGCCUGCAUCAGAACGACUACAUCGGCACUGGAACCACCGUCCAAAAGGCAAAUACGGCGAAAUCUUCGGACACGCCAAAGAAUCGGACAAAGUAGGCACAAGCGGAAUAUCUAAAGAAGAUACUCAAACCUUGACCUCACCCUCGUUACGACUCUCAACCAGUCACGACCUAUCGUUCUUUUCAUAUCGAAUUUCGUUUCCUUUCUUCAAGCUUGCACCAAUGUCGCUUCCUCAGCUUCCGCUACCAGGCAUAUUUACGACGGUUAUGAUUCUAUUGGCUUUGGUGUGGAUCGCCAUAUUGGCGAUUGGAUUGGUGGAGGUUGCAAAUUAUCUAUGGAGGCGGCGGAGAAUAGCUCAUGUUGCAGCUGAUACUGAUCGACUGCUUAAUGAGAAUUCGUCUUCUACCGAGCUAGUGAAAGAGCCAUUUCAGGUUCUUGUCGUCCCUAGAGCCCCUAGGCGACUCGAGAGACUCCAGGAUGAGAAUCCUGUGUUGGUGCAGAAUGAUGGUCCAGAUGGCGGUUCUGAUUCAGAGACUGAAAUUGGUGCAACCUAUGUCUAA